AUGAGAUUUCCAAAUUUGCGUUUUUUUUCAUGUUUUAGUAGAAUUUUGGAAGAAAAUGAUAUUGAAAAAAUGAUCAGUUAUCCUAUAGAUGAAUUACAGCCAAAAAUACCACGUCUGUACCGUAUUUUAGUUGCAACAGUGCUUCUAAGAUCUCCUAUUAUAUCUCCUGAACAAACGCCUUUUGAAAAGGCUUAUUAUGCAUAUCAAAGACAAUUGAGUGAACGAUUGGCUGCACCUUUUCCUGUAGAAUUUUAUUUUAAAAAGGGCUCUUUGGCUGAAAAAAAAUGGCAUGAGAAUGAGGCAAAAAGACGCAAAACUGGUUUUUUUUCUGACGAUGUUUAUGAUGAAGCUCGAGAAGAAAAAGAGCGUAUUGCUUUGUCUCGUGAAACAGAAGCAGACCGCAAGGGAGACUUGCGUAGUUUAGAAAGGAAAUUAGACAAAACACUUUAUCUUCUUGUGAAGAAGCCUAGAGAAGAGCACUGCUGGCAGUUCCCUCAGGGCUUAGUAACAGACGAUGAUGUGCUGCAUACUGCAGCUAAAAGAUCGCUGAGCAAUAUUUGUGGAAAUAACAUGAAUAUUUGGUACGUUGGUUGUACACCAAUCGGCAAUGGUAAAUAUAAAUAUCCGGAGGGGUAUAGUAAUGAAUUUUAUGGUGCUAAAGUGGGACCAUUUUUUUUAAAUAUGUCACUGAUAUUAGUACAGAUAUUUUUCAUGAGAGCUCGUAUAAUGGCUGGACAAGUAAAGCUGAACAGUACUGUUGCUGUUGAUUGGGUAUGGGUUACAAAAGAUGAGAUACGACAAUAUGUUUCAAAAACUUAUUGGAAUAACAUCCGUGCUAUGCUUUCAUAA
Messenger RNA from Pneumocystis jirovecii RU7, 849 nucleotides. Its product is annotated as mitochondrial 54S ribosomal protein YmL17/YmL30. Lineage: Eukaryota; Fungi; Ascomycota; Pneumocystomycetes; Pneumocystales; Pneumocystaceae. Gene Ontology annotation, molecular function: structural constituent of ribosome. The transcript has 2 exons. Gene Ontology annotation, cellular component: mitochondrial large ribosomal subunit. The record is from RefSeq and is a predicted model, not a curated record. Bases 1 to 849 code for a protein of 282 amino acids.